This is a messenger RNA of Nerophis ophidion (straightnose pipefish), 575 nucleotides long. Its product is annotated as cytochrome c oxidase subunit 6A, mitochondrial. The record is from RefSeq and is a predicted model, not a curated record. The transcript is spliced from 3 exons. Gene Ontology annotation, biological process: mitochondrial electron transport, cytochrome c to oxygen. Gene Ontology annotation, cellular component: mitochondrial inner membrane. Gene Ontology annotation, molecular function: enzyme regulator activity. Lineage: Eukaryota; Metazoa; Chordata; Actinopteri; Syngnathiformes; Syngnathidae. Bases 50 to 400 code for a protein of 116 amino acids.
UUCCCCGCCUGACGUAUUUCCGGUGUGUCCAGGCUGAAGUGCAGGCAAGAUGGCGGCUCUUGGACGCUCGACUCAGUCACUGCUGAGAUCUUCUUUGUCUUCUUUGUCUUCUCUCACACGCCGCCAGCUGUCUGCUGCUGCUGCUCAUGGAGAGGCCGACAACGCCACUAGGACAUGGAAGAUCCUUACCUUUGUGGUUGCCCUGCCUGGUGUGGCGGUGUGCAUGCUCAACAUGUACCUGAAAGAACAGCAACACAGCCACGAACAACCCGAGUUCAUCCCUUACUCGCACCUCCGCAUCCGCACCAAGCGGUUCCCCUGGGGUGAUGGCAACAAAUCCCUCUUCCACAAUCCACAUCUGAAUGCUCUUCCUAAUGGCUACGAGGGCCAUGAUGAGUAAACCCUUCCAAACCUAACUGGGACAGGGACCACUUUCCUUUUUCUUUGUUUCCAGGACCACACUCACUUGCAGUUUACUCUUCUACUCACCCUGAAACACAGGGCACCAAUGUGACCAUUAGGUACAACAAAGUCUCAGCUUAAGUAUCUGAAAUAAAGUAACUACUAUAUCUCCA